GUUUGAGGAGAGGAAAGAGAAAGAAAAGGAGCUAGCGUCACUGUGAGAGAUAGAGGUUAGACUGAGUGACUGUUUGGGAACUGAGAGAGGAGAAAGAGUUGUAAACAUUUUAGCCCGGAGGCUGGACAGGAGGAGGGAUUUCCCUGACUUUGUGCCUUUUUCAAACUUUUUUUUGUGUGUGUGCUUGGAGCUCUACUCUGGGUCUCUCUUUGGGUGUAUGGGAGGUACAGGCAGGGGCUAUGCAGAGUGAGAGAAGUCGGAGGCAGGGGUAGGGGUGACCAAACUGAGGAAGAGGGAGAGAAGUACAAAAAAGCAAAAUACACUGAUGUAAAGGAACCAUGCAAGUGGAUGCUGUCAUUUUUGGACUCAGUUUACGCAAAAUGAGAAACUACUUAAGGAGCACUUCACCAGGGCUCACCCAGCUCAGAAAGGAUGCCAGCUGCUAGCACCAUGACCGGUGGAAGGGCCCUGCUGCUCUGUACAAACACUGACAACUGUAUCUACCAAUCAGUCAACGGGCUCCAGUGCUGUGGCUUGAAGGUCCGAGAGGCUCCGUCAUCUGCGGUGCCCCGGCGCCAAGAGGUGUGUGGGUCACCAGUAACCAGAGACAGGAGGGACCCCAUUGCACCCCCCAAACGUCCCCCCUCACCUUCACUUGGCCUGGGUCCUCCUGACAUCAUGUUGACCCAAAGGAGAUCCUCCACUACCACCGACCCUCGACCUCCAAACAUGGAGAACGGCCUGUGUGGAAAACUGAACAACAACAAGAGUCCAGCAGGUGUCAAGACCGCCAGCAUCCGUGAUAAGAUCUCACAAUGGGAGGGCAAGAAGGAGCCAGCUACACCAGGUUCUACAGGAACAUGUCUACUGAGUACGACACAGAAGGAAACCGAGACAGUAAGGAAAAAGGACUCCAAGGCAUCAGAGGUUCAAAGGACAGACAGCAAGAGGUUUGUUAGCUGGGACAGACAAGACUCAGGGAAGGAAAAUGUUGGAAAGCUGGGGGAUUCAAGGCCUAAAUCUCCAGAGAGCACAACAAAUAAGGACAGAGAAGUGAUCUUAGAGAGAGGAUUUCGAGUUUCCAAGCCAACGGAACAACCCCAAGAUAAGAAAACUGUUUUAACUCAUAUUAAGAAACUGGAGAAAGCUACAAAAGGAGUUCCUGACAGACCUUCACUGGCCUUUCCAGGAAAUUACUUCUGUCCUCCAUCAAAGGAAGAGCAGGAGGAAACAGAAAAGAGGACAAACGAGCCCAUUUUUGGGACUUUUGAUGUGGUUCGAUCUGGUGGAUCACGGAGGCGGAGAGAGGGGGAUCCGGAGAACGUAUACAGUGAGCCAGGCGCUCCGUCUAUAAACCCACUACCUAAACCUCAGAGAACCUUCCAGCACCAUACACCACCCACUACCCCAGCCUCUGGACCUGGCUCGGGGAAGGGAAAGAGGAACUUGCCCCCUUUGCCCUCGAUUCCUCCUCCACCUUUACCCACAUGCCCGCCGCCUGGGGUUUGUAGACGAGCAUGGGCUGACAAACCCCGGGACAGCAGUAACAGGAAGUCCUAUGAAUUUGAGGAUCUGCUCCAGUCGUCUACAGAAAGCUGCAGGGUGGACUGGUAUGCUCAGUCUCGCCUGGGCCUAACACGCACUUUAUCAGAGGAGAAUGUCUAUGAGGACAUAAUAGAUCCUCCAUCCAAGGAGAACCCCUAUGAAGAUAUAGAGUUGGAAAGAAGUUGUUUGGGAAGCAAAUGUGUUUCACCUGUCUCCUCAUCCCCUGUUCCUGAUACUCCAACAAAGCUGUCCUCCAAGCCCGGUUUCUUCCGUCAAAACUCAGAAAGACGAAGCUUCAAGCUAUUAGAACUGCGUAAGACCAACAGGGACACCGGCAUCUCAUCACCCUCACGGAUCAGCCCCCCUUCUACACCCAGCAGCCCUGACGACACCCCCUGCCUCUCUGGAGACCCUUACAACCGCAGACGGAGGAAAAUUCCCAAGGUGGUGUUGAAAAUUAAUGGCAUCUUUGAGGCACGGAGAGGGAAGAAACGCAUGAAGAGAGUGUCUCAGUCCGCAGAGUCCAGCUCAGGGAGAGUUACAGAUGAGAACAGUGAGUCAGAGAGUGACACCGAGGAGAAACUAAAAGCUCACAGCCAGCGGUUGGUGUCGGUCCAGUCCAUGCUGAGGCAGACGGGGCGGUACCGGACCUUGGAAAGGGAUCUGAUGGAGUUGCAGGAAAGGAAACUCUUUGAGUAUUUCAUAGUUGUAGCACUCCACAAAACCAAGGCCGGAGUUCCAUACCUGCCAGAAGUCACACAGCAGUUCCCUCUGAAGCUUGAGAGGAGUUUUAAGUUCAUGAGGGAGGCUGAGGACCAGUUAAAGGUCAUCCCUCAGUUCUGUUUUCCUGAUGCCAAAGACUGGGCACCUGUCGACAACUUCCCCAGUGAAACGUUCUCAUUUGUUCUGACUGGUGAGGAUGGAAGCAGGCGGUUUGGUUACUGUCGGAGAUUACUGCCCAGUGGUAAAGGCCGAAGGCUCCCUGAGGUCUACUGCAUCGUCAGCCGCCUGGGCUGCUUCGACCUCUUCUCUAAGAUUCUGGAUGAAGUAGAAAAGAGAAGGGCUAUCUCUCCUGCCCUGGUGCAGCCCUUCAUGAGAGGCAUCAUGGAAGCUCCUUUCCCUGCUCCAGGAAGGACCAUCACUGUCAAAAACUUCCUCCCUGGCUCUGGGACAGAGGUGAUAGAGCUGUGUCGGCCAUCAGAUUCCCGUCUGGAACAUGUGGACUUUGAAUGUCUGUUUUCCUCUUUGAGUCUCCGUCUCCUUCUCAGAGUGUUCGCCUCUCUUCUGCUGGAGCGCAGGGUGAUCUUCACUGCAGACAAACUCAGUACGUUGUCUCAGUGUUGUCAUGCAGUCGUUGCUCUUCUCUACCCUUUCACCUGGCAACACACGUACAUCCCUGUUCUUCCACCAUCCAUGUUGGAUAUCGUCUGCACUCCUACGCCUUUUAUCGUCGGCCUCCUCUCCAGCUCUCUGCCUCGCCUCAAAGAGCUGCCCAUAGAAGAGGUCCUGGUGGUCGAUCUUGGCAACAGCCGCUUCCUACGACAGCUGGAUGAUGAGGACUCCAUUCUUCCACACAAGUUGCAGGCUGCUCUCGAACAUGUGCUGGACAAGAGGAGGGAGUUGGCCUGUGACAAAGGAGACCUCCCAAAUGACUCCAGCUCCCUCAGCACAGUCGUGUCCGAGGCCUUUGUGCGUUUCUUCGUGGAGAUUGUGGGUCACUACUCCCUUUUCAUGGGUGGAGCAGAGCGAGAAGAUGACUCGUCCGUUUCCUCACCGACCUUGCCCGGUCCCUCCUCAUCGUCUUUUCAACGUGAGGCCUUUCGCAAAGCGGUGACAUCCAAGAGCUUGCGAAGGUUCCUGGAGGUGUUUAUGGAGACCCAGAUGUUCACCGGCUUCAUCCAGGAGAGGGAGCUACGCAGACAAGGCCUCAGAGGUCUAUUUGAGGUGAGGGCACAGGAGUAUCUGGACUCGCUGCCUGGGAGCGAACAACGAGGAGUCAACAAGUUCCUCAAAGGCCUAGGAAACAAGAUGAAGUUCCUUUCCAAGAAAUGACCUUUGGAGUGAGAAUUCCAUCUGUGAAAGUCAGAAAAACAAGCGUGGAAGUCAUAAGGGCACCUUCUGAUGUGGAGAUCCCAAAAUAUGACGGCAAAAUCCAGAUGAAGUGGGUUUAAAUGAAAUGAAGACCCCUGAAGCAAACUGGACUCCAAGUAUCUGGGGACUGUUACAGUUGUGGACCAAAAUUUCCUUAUAAUCUAAUGAAAACAAUAGACUUUGUGCCUGUUAACAAUGUCAAAUGUCAGCUCUUCGUGUUUUAAGGAUAGCAUCAAUUCUUUAGUGUUUUACUGUACAAACACAACGAUGUGUAAUGUCUGUAGGAACAGUGUUCUCCCGUUCUGACUUCACAUAUUAACCUGUGAGGAGCUGCGUCCCUGAAGAUCCGAUUUUGUACAAUAGUUUCUUAUAUAUUCCAAGUAUUUUCUAUAAAAGCUUUUAUAAAUACAGUAGUACAACUUCUUCCACAGGAGGCUUUUUAAGUUAAUUUAUAUGCUCUUUUAGACAAAAUAAUCUCUUUUUUUUUUUCUUCAAAUGAGUGCAAAGAAAUCUCCUGUAGUUUGUUUGUAAUAGGCUUUAUUUAACAGAGUCUAGUCCAGACUGUUUGUAGACCACUUUUGGUUGUCGGGUUUAUGUACCACUGUUACAUAUGUGAAUACAUCUCUCACUUGAGUUUCAGUAGAGGAUUGAUAUGAUGUGUGAGAAUAAUGUGUAUCUUAGAUCAAUCACUAUCAAUGUGUUUCUGAAAAGCAACUAGGAUUGCCUUAAACUUGAUUAAGAAUGAAAUGGAACUUUAUAAAUAAAGUAAUUUGAAACUGAAUUAGA
This is a messenger RNA of Sphaeramia orbicularis (orbiculate cardinalfish), 4422 nucleotides long. Its product is annotated as DENN domain-containing protein 2A. Lineage: Eukaryota; Metazoa; Chordata; Actinopteri; Kurtiformes; Apogonidae. Gene Ontology annotation, biological process: retrograde transport, endosome to Golgi. The transcript is spliced from 20 exons. Gene Ontology annotation, cellular component: actin cytoskeleton. The record is from RefSeq and is a predicted model, not a curated record. The coding region runs from base 433 to 3597 and encodes 1054 amino acids.